AUGGAUGGAUGGAUAAAUGUACCUCAAAAACACAAAACCAAAAAUAAAAAAUAUAUAUGGAUAAAAAAUGAAGCGAAACCGGAUUUGAACAAAGAUCGAUUGGAUGCUAAAAACACAACUAAUGGCAUUAAUGAGAUAUAUGAAAAAAAAAAAAAAAAAAACGAUGAAAAUAAAUAUGUAGAACAUAUUCAUAAUGGAGUUAAAAAAAUUAUGAACAGUAUAGAAAAAAGUGUAUUUUUCGAAAAUUUUAAAAAAAAAUUUAAAGAGAUUAAAAAAGAAAGUAUAGUAAUACAAUCCGCUAUUUGCUUAGGUUUAGGUUCUUUAACAGAUAUAAAUCUCAAUAAUAAAAACGCAUGCAUGUAUCAAUUAGCAUUUAUAAUAUUGGUUUCAAAUAAUUAUAAUAUUAAGCAUAUAUAUAUAUAUGACCCCAAAAUUAGCAAUACUGAUUUAAAUGUGUACAAAAUUCUGAACGUUCAGGUUCUUAGUUCAUAUCCAAGCAUGUCAAAACAGCUAGCGGAAAAUGAAAAAGAAAUAACAGUAUGUAAUUUGAAGGAAAACGAAAAUGUCCUAUUAUAUAUGCCACAUUGUGAUAUAAGCUUAUAUGGUGAAGUUUUAUACAAUAUAUUUAUUGAUGAAAAACUGAGUUAUCCUAAUAUGAAUUUUUUAUUAACCCCUGAAAAAACAAUAUAUAUUGGGAAUAGUUUUGAUUAUUACAAAGAUCAUAUAUAUCAAUAUAAACCUUUGGGAAUUCCAAGUUUUGCUAUUGAAUUAUUACAAAAAAGUGAACCAGAAACUAUUAAAUGGGAUAUUACACAUUUAAAUAAAAUGAAAAAAAAUUUUAAAUAUUCACAUUUUAUAUUUUAUAUAUUAAACUUUUUAAACGAAAUAAAAUUUCCUAUUUGUUCUGAGCAAGUACAUGCUUUUAAUGACCUAUCUAUUAUAACUUUUCAAAAAUUACCUGACCAAUUCAUUUUUUGGUUUAAUAUUUAUAAUUCUUUACUUGCACACACAACGGGCAAAAAAAAUGAAUAA
This is a messenger RNA of Plasmodium berghei ANKA, 1032 nucleotides long. RefSeq names its product SRR1-like protein. NCBI's taxonomy places the organism in Eukaryota, Apicomplexa, Aconoidasida, Haemosporida, Plasmodiidae. Gene Ontology annotation, cellular component: cytoplasm; nucleus. The record is from RefSeq and is a predicted model, not a curated record. Gene Ontology annotation, biological process: microtubule-based process. Bases 1 to 1032 code for a protein of 343 amino acids. The transcript has a single exon.